Molecule: messenger RNA, 740 nt
Organism: Astyanax mexicanus (Mexican tetra)
Lineage: Eukaryota; Metazoa; Chordata; Actinopteri; Characiformes; Acestrorhamphidae
Exons: 2
Coding region: 7-702 (231 amino acids)
Source: RefSeq, a predicted model, not a curated record
GACAAGAUGUGUGCAGUUCGAGGGAUACUAGGAGCAGCCAGCAUUGCAGCUCUAGCUGUAGCGGCCGGUGGAUCGCUUUACUACCUGUACCGAUCCAGAACUCAGAAGCCGACGACAAUGGAAGAGACUGUGAUCACUCCAGUGGAAGGAGACCCUGAAACGGUGGAGGAGAGGCAGGCUGAGCCGAUGGUUGAACCUGUACUCUUCGAGACUGUGAUGGAGUUGGUGGAGGAAGAUGGAGGAGUUGACUGCCCCAAGGAAGAAGAUCAGGCCACUCUCAUCAUGGAUGAGGCACCAGAAGCUCUCAGCCUGCCACAGGUCAGUGACUUAACAGAGUCAGAGGAAGCUGAGGUGACCCUUUAUACAGAGCUUUGUGAGAGUGUGGUGGAAACAUUGGAGGAAGAUGGAGGAGUUGACUGCCCACAAGAGGAAGAUCAGGCCACUGUCAUUAUGGAUGAGGCACCAGAUGCUCUCAGCCUGCUCAUCAUGGAUGGGGCAUUAGAAGCUGCCAGCCUGCUACUGGGCACUGACCCAGCAGAGACUAAGGAAGCUGAGACGGAGGCUGAAUGCAGACCCGAAGCUGAAUACAAAAAGAAGCAGAAGAGACGAGGGAGACGAGGAAGAUCACGAAAACUACGAAGACUAGGAAGACUACGAAGACGAGGAAGACUAGGAAAACGAGGAAAUAGGCUAUAUAAGUAGAACAGUGUAGGAUUAAGUUGUUUUGUGUCAACGCAAAU